CCCCCCCCGUGUGGGCGCGACGUGUUUGCCGACGGACCUUUACACCCCCUCUUGACCAUCCGACUCCUCUUUGCCCCACCACCCCUUCCCCUAUACAAUAUAUACCCGCUGCCAAGUGUCGGUCCCUAGCCGGCUAGGACCCCUUUCACUUCACACAGCAUACACAGCCAGACGACGUCCAUAUACUGCCGCCGGAAUCCCUUGGGCUGCCAGACUAUUUGAAUCAAGCAUUCUAUUCAGAUCAUCCUCAUCGUCAUCAGCAUAUCCCGUCAUCAUCCUCAUCCAUACCUCAUACAAUGUCUGACAUUCAAGCUACUAACAUCGGCGCGAGGAAGGCCUCGUGGCGACUGCUGUUCCUCAUAGCCACAUCUGUGCUGCUGUUCACUGCGUCUACUACAUUCGCAGCAUCAGAGGAGCAGCUGAACCUCUUCCGGAGAAAAAGUGCCGCACGGCGCCACACAGGUGUAGGCUAUCUGGAUGAGGUCGAUCGAGUUGAGUUCGUCAAGAGGGCGAAAAAGACCAGCAAAUCCGUGACGUGCACAUCUAGCCUAAGUUGUCCUACGUCUGCCUUACCACAGCCUGGUUUCGAUGUUGGCAAGGUUGCGGGUGUAGCUACCGACCUCGCAAGCCACUCGUGGGAAUAUGGAGUCGUCUUUGAUGCUCUUCUUGAGCUGUGCUCCCCGACACGCUCGGUCUUCUCGUCGACAGCAUUCCCAAGCGGCAAAGUACCUAGCGUGGCAGUGUCGACGCACACCGCUCUGAGCUACAUCAAGCCGCUCAUCAGGACCAACAGCAAUUCGCUCAUCGACGGUGCCGGAUCUCUGACGGAUCCAGCAUCGCUGACCACAGGGGCGAUUCUAGUGGGCCAGACCACACCGGCGUAUCUGACUGCCGCCAAGAAACAGAUUGCUACCCUUUACGCCGGACCGAAGUUCUACAAUGGAGCCAUUUCGGCUCGCGCCGAUGUCGCUGAGCUGUGGGCCGACGCUAUGUGAGUCCCAAUGUAUAUGCUCACUCCAGCCCUGGCGUACUACAGUCCCGCU
Molecule: messenger RNA, 1043 nt
Organism: Microstroma glucosiphilum
Lineage: Eukaryota; Fungi; Basidiomycota; Exobasidiomycetes; Microstromatales; Microstromataceae
Exons: 3
Coding region: 297-995 (232 amino acids)
Source: RefSeq, a predicted model, not a curated record